GCCCUUUAAUUAAUUUUGUUAUAGCUACAAACCCUAACAGCUGCUUCCAUUCAAUAAUUCCAUCUACUUCUUUGACUUUGCCGUUGUUCUCUCCUAUUCCCUUUAAUAAAAAAAGAGCAUUAUCCAAUUCCUUCUCGCUUCAAUUUUGCUUAUUCAUCUUUUGCCGUUCAACCUCAUUUGCUCGCAUGGUGGUUUCCUUCUAACAAAAGAUUGGUGCUCCUUUCGGUUAGUUUUCUUCUGCACCCUCCCACAAGCGUCGUCUCCGUCUUGCUGGGUCACUCUUGAUUGCCUGUUUCAUACUGGGCCACGGUUGCUCUUCCCCCAGCUUUUUACCGUGAAUUUCGUUCUGAACUGCUAGAUGAGGUUAGGUUUGUCGAUUCCUCUGGCCGUCGGUUUACCAUGCUGCUCCACAAGACUCCUGCUCUUUGCCUGAUAGUGGCAGGGUUUCCACAAUUAAUUAGCCUUUACCAUUAAGGGAAGAUGCUGGUUCUUUAUGGCCUACGUGGGUGAUGCUGAGUUCCUUAUGUUCCAUGUGCUAGAGGUGAAUGCGCGCCUCCCAGAUGCCGGAGUUUCACCCGUGUAUCCUUUAGCCGUACAUGAACUAUUAGGGAAUGCUUGUAGCAAUCUUGCUGCUUAUUUUGUGCCCGCUUUGUCUCAGGACGAGGAUUUCUUGCUACCACAUUCAAUCCACUCUAAUUUGCCAUCAGUAAUAUAUCCCAUGGGUGAUACAUACACCAUCCAGUUCGCCUCGACCAUACAAAAUCUGCCCAUGCUUUCGUUGCUUCUGGAUAUUUAUUUCACUUUUGCUACUGAUUAUGAUGCCAAACCCCUUGACUAUCGCGCCUUUGCUUCAAUGCUUGGCCAUUACUCAAAUUUCUGCCCCGGAGCACUUCACAGCUUGCUCCCAAACCGUGAGGCUGUUGUUGUCGACAAACUGAUUUCAAAAUACCAAGCUGCCGAGUAUAUUUUGACCCUCCCAAUCAGUUUUGUUCAAAGGGCCUUUGGGAUUAAACCUGAUCAAGUCGACGUUGUCGAUGAUGCUGGUGUGUGUUACAAGGUCCACAUUCGCUCGAAGCCAAGUUGGCCUCGAGAGUGCUAUUUCGCUAAGCGGUGGAGGCCUUUUAGUCAGCACCACAUGCUGCGUACCGGAAGUGCCAUUAGGCUAAUGGUUUAUUCCUUUAAGAACUGGCGUGUGCAUUGUCAUGUCCUAUGUAUUUGAUGCCUUGUUCCCUGAAGCCGAAAACUGUGCUCCCACCAUCAAAUAUCGAACUUGGUGUUUCAUCAAUGUGCAAUAUGCAUUUUAUUAUGUGCUGUGGGUUAACCCAUUAAAUUAGCAAACUUUAGAUUUACUAUCCGGAUAUUGCUAAGAUAAAUUUAAUCAUAUUCAGUCA
Arachis ipaensis is the source of this 1391-nucleotide messenger RNA. Lineage: Eukaryota; Viridiplantae; Streptophyta; Magnoliopsida; Fabales; Fabaceae. The record is from RefSeq and is a predicted model, not a curated record.